Messenger RNA from Diaporthe batatas, 846 nucleotides. RefSeq lists its product as uncharacterized. Bases 79 to 846 code for a protein of 255 amino acids. The transcript has a single exon. Gene Ontology annotation, molecular function: lyase activity. Lineage: Eukaryota; Fungi; Ascomycota; Sordariomycetes; Diaporthales; Diaporthaceae. The record is from RefSeq and is a predicted model, not a curated record.
GCCACUAGGGCCUUCACGACGACAACAUCAACAGACAACACACACCCAACAGCACUACACUAUUUACUCUUGCCCGCCAUGCCUCUCGGAACCCUAUCACUCAAGGCUGAAGCCAACCCCAUCUUCGCACCACCGUACCCCAAGCAUCACGACCCCUACACCUUCUCCAUCGACAAGGUCCUGAGCAUCUCAUACCGCGUGGCCGCAUCACAGGUCCGCCACCUGGUGCCCGACGUCCUGGAGCUCGAGGACGAGCCGCUGGUGACGACCAUGUUCCUCGAGUACGGCAUGAGCUCCGUAGGCGUGUACAAGGAGUUCGGCCACAACGUCGAGGUGCGGCACCCGGGGACCGGCGAGAAGUUCCGCUACAACAUCAUCCUCAUCCUCGACAACGAGUCGGCCAUUUUCGCCGGGCGCGAGCAGUACGGGUUCCCCAAGGUUUUUGGCCGGGCUGACAUCAAGACCGAGAACGGCACCCGCUUGAUCAUGGCCAACACCGAGCGCCCAGCCGGUAACACCCUCGUCGAGGCCGAAUUCAUCCCGGACACGAGGCUGCCCGACUCGGCCGCCGCAGCCGCCGCCGCCGCGUCCGGGCAGCAUUGGUUCCUCAACCUCCGCACCAUCGAGCAGCCACACCCGGGCUGCGCGCCGCAGAUCCUCGAGCUGGUCCCCGUCGGCUUUGAGAUGAAACCCGCUGAGGUCUGGACGGGCAAGGGCAACCUCCACUUCCCACGCAGCUCCGCCCAAAACCCCUGGUGUGGGCUGGACGUGCUGCGGUACGAAGGCAGCAUUUAUUUGAAGAACGUCACUGCUGUACUCAAAGUUCGUGGAAGCUUGCCCAUGUGA